AUGAUGCAAGCAUAUGAUUACGACUCGGAUGAGUCGCCGACGACGUCAGAUGAGCACAUUAAUUCCAGAAAUUCCUCUCGUUCAGACACUGCAUCAUCCUCAUCGACGCCUCCAAUCCUCUUCAAUCCCAGGCCACACGUCGUUAAAAUAGUGAAAUCAGACACUGGAUUCGGUUUCAAUGUCAAAGGACAAGUGAGUGAAGGAGGACAAUUAAGAAGUCUAAACGGCGAGUUGUAUGCUCCACUACAACAUGUCAGUGCUGUGUUAAAUCGAGGAGCAGCAGACACGGCGGGACUUCGAAAAGGGGAUCGGAUUCUAGAAGUGAAUGGAUUAAACGUGGAAGGAGCAGCACACAGGAAUGUUGUGGAUCUGAUAAAAAACGGUGGAAAUGAACUGACAAUGAUUGUGGUUUCUGUAGAAGAUCCAGACAUGGAUAGAUUCGAUUACGGUGAAGAGAGUUCAAUGGCAUAUGGACAUGAUUAUACGGAAAAUAGGUCACUUCCAGUUACAAUUCCAUCUUAUAGUAACGUCAAUGAUGCAUUGGAAAGAUAUACGGUGUUCAAUAUUCAUAUGGCAGGUCGUCAACUUGGUUCUCGUAGAUACUCUGAGUUUGUUGAACUUCAUUCGGCACUCAAGAGACACUUUUAUGACUAUUCGUUUCCUCGUCUUCCUGGAAAACGAAUUUUCCGUCUGAACGAACAGGAGUUGGACCAGAGAAGAAGAGGACUUGAGCAGUAUUUGGAGAAGAUUUGUACGGUUCGAGUCAUUGCGGAAUCCGAUUUGGUUCAGAAAUUUUUGAUGGAGUGUGAUCCAAUGUGUGAAGUGGAUAUUCGUUUGAUGCUUCCAAACGGAACAGCAAUGUCAGUUCGCAUCAGAAGAAGUAUUUCGGCUUCUCUCUUCUUCACUACCGCUCAAAAAAGAUUGCAAUUAAGUAGGGAAGGAGCUGCUGCAUGUUCCAUUUUUGAACUUUUAGAUAACUCUUUUGAGCGAAAAGUAAACGAGAGUGAAAGCGUACACGAACUCUACACCCACAACUACUCAUCUGCUUCCUCGUCUUGUCUUCUUUUCCGAAAAUUCAUAUUUGAUAUUGAUAGAGAACGAGCUCUCUGUCGACGGGAUAUGACAUUCAGACAAAUUUGUUUCUUCCAAGCAAUCGGUGAUUUGCACAGUGGAAGAGUUGUUACAACGAGAAAGAGUUAUCAGUUGGCAGCUAUCCAAAACGAAGAAAAUAUGGACGAAUUCUUGGAAAUGGCGAGAAAUCUCGAAGGAUAUAAUCAGGUCACAUUUCCACCGAGUGUCUGUAUUUUGAGAAAACGGAAACAGACAGUCAUCAUGGUUGUUAGAUAUGCAAAUUUGUUUUUGAAAUGUCCCGAAGACGGAAACUCAAUGGAAAUCGAAUGGGAUCGUAUUCAAGACUUCAGAGUUUGUGAUGAUGGAACUGCAUUUUCAUUUGAUUAUUUGAGAGAAAGAAAUGGGAAUGAAGAGGAAACUGACAGAGAAGCAAACAGAAAAAAUACGAAAUAUGUGAAAUUGGAAACUGGAUUCGCUGAAUACAUGGCUGACUGUUUCGCUCAAAUAAACACCGAACGUCAAUCUGGCGCUGAAUGGAAAAAGGAUCGAAGCAGAACUACAGUAACCAGAGAACUAUGCCCAUCAGAAGAUCCAUCAGAAUCUAGAGAAACGCCUCCGCCGACUACACAUAAGAUUCAAUUCGAAAAACGGAUUCUAGAACAACAUCGAGAUUGUAUUGAUUGA
This is a messenger RNA of Caenorhabditis briggsae, 1755 nucleotides long. The transcript is spliced from 6 exons. Gene Ontology annotation, biological process: intracellular protein transport. The coding region runs from base 1 to 1755 and encodes 584 amino acids. The record is from RefSeq and is a predicted model, not a curated record. Gene Ontology annotation, molecular function: protein binding; phosphatidylinositol-3-phosphate binding. Gene Ontology annotation, cellular component: early endosome. Lineage: Eukaryota; Metazoa; Nematoda; Chromadorea; Rhabditida; Rhabditidae.